Molecule: messenger RNA, 2085 nt
Organism: Rhizophagus irregularis DAOM 181602=DAOM 197198
Lineage: Eukaryota; Fungi; Glomeromycota; Glomeromycetes; Glomerales; Glomeraceae
Source: RefSeq, a predicted model, not a curated record
AGAUGAGUGUUAGAAAGUUAGAUGCUGUUAGCAGUAGCCAAAGUUUCUUAACGUACAUGUCACACAUCAUCAUCUAAAGAUAUCAAAUUCCGGAGGCUUCUUUUUUCAUCACUAGGUUGUCAUGCUUAUGACUUGCUUAUGGCGUACUCAUUGUUUGUUCGUUCGUACAAGUUUCUUUUUGCGUUUCCGUGUGAAUUCUGUGGAUCGAUAUUUGAAUUAAGUUCCCAGACCAUACCUAAAACCCCAGAGGAAAAGUUAUUAAGAAAAGGAUGACAAAAUAAAAAAAAAUUAAAAAAAAUCACUGUCAAAUUAUAAUAGGUUAAAAAAAAUAAAGGGCUGAUUUUUUUUUGCCUUAGUAAAAAUUUGAGGUUUUUUUUUUUUCAAAAAAGAAAAAAAAACUUCCUAAUAAUUCCAAAUGGAGAACAAUGUGUCUUUAGAUACUCAUCACAAGUCACCGUCAAUUCAACAGACGGCCAGAACGUCUCACACAACUUCAGAACUUGUUCACUCUCAUACAGUGAACCUUUCAAUGCAGCCCGGCGGGACUACUCAUCCUUUUGGUUCUCUUAUUCACCCAACCCCUACUCCUUCACCGCCCCCAUUAUCUUCUUUACAACAAUCACAAGUUCAACAACCAUUAACGUUUGUAUUUGAAAGAUUUUCUUCUGGUGUUAAUACACCUCUUUCUAUGAACACUCCCAUACCUUCGCCAAGACCGGUAAUUAGGUUAGACGAAGACGCGACUCCUGAUGUAAUGGACGUCCGCAGAACACAAAGAACUCCAUUAACCAUCAAUACAACUCAGAGUAGCGAUUUUACUAAAAAAAAUCGUAAUAAGCGAAAAGACCGCACAUAUAGAACUUCUUUAGAUUCUCCAAUUUCAAUUAACUCAACUAACAGGGACGAAGAUUCAAAGUCUGACUCAGAUUAUGGUGACCCUAUGAUAACCGAUUAUACUCCAAGAAGUGAGGCAUGUUCGGAUUACGAUAUGGAAGAUGCGAUGACACCAGUAGAGGCAUUAAAGAGACUUUUAAUGCAAUUUACAGCCAUGUCUCAUCGUCGACUUGAAUUGAUCUUGCCAGUACUCUUAGAUAAUGACAUAGACGACCCAGAAAUUCUUUUAUUAAUUGAAAACGAACAAUUCCUCCGCGAUUUACGCGGUAAAAAUGGUUCAUCACUUAGUAUUGGCAAUAUCUUGACACUUUGGCGUGGAAUUCAAGAGCAUCGGAAUGGGUCAAUCGCUAAUACACCAAAAUCUUUUUCUUGUUCCUCUUCAAUUUCUUCUUAUUCUCCACCUCCCCCUUCCUCAAGAGCUAACAUUGACCUCAUUUCUUCUCAAUUAAAUACACCAAAAGCAAAAAGACCAAGAUUAGAUCCCUUAGAAAGAGAAGACCAUAGAAAUAUUUCUUCUUCUGGACAUGAUUCUCGUUCUCACCAUCAUCAUAAUCAUCAUCACAAUGAUGUUAAUAACAGUAGCGUUAAACAAAGGUUAAAAGCUCCUAAAUUAAGUAUGUCUACUAUAGAAGAAGUUCAUAGCCGAGUGGAUUGUGUUCUAACCGUUGUAACAGCUGAAAAUGAACGUCGAAAACAAGCUGCUCUUGCUCGUAACCCUAAUGCUCGCCCUACACUCAGAUUUGAGGAUUUCGUAUCCGAACUUAAAGCAGCACAUAAAAUCCCAGUGGCUUUUGGUACUUUACGAGAUAUGCGGUUUGCCUACAUUCUUAAAAAAUUGGAUAAGCAACGUUAUGCUGAAACACUUGCCACAAAUAGAAGCAAUGUCACGGAAUUCUAUAGAAGUUGCCAAGAAGUUUGCGAGGAGAAUUUUAAAGAUGAUUUGCUAGAAGCAGCUUUACCUUGGUUGGAGCUCAAAGCAAAAAUGUAUUAUAAGUAAAAUAUUUGUUUGCUCUGUUUUCUUUUUGUCAUUCAACAAAAAAAAAAAAAAUCGCAAUGAAAUAUUAUAUCUGGGAAUUGACUUUUAUAUUAUAUUUAAAUAUGAAAGUCAAUCAAACAAAUAUUGUUAUUUUAUUACUAUUAUUUUAUUAUUUUUUUUUUCCUUUACGUAGAAAUUUUUUUGCUUUUUUUUUU